AUGGCCGCUUUCCAAGACUCUUUAUGCGUGGCCCCCAUCCGUACUAUCAAUCCCGCAAACGGGAAGACAUCCGCAGUCGUGGUAUCCGGUAGCGAGGUCGCAACCACCACACCUGCGUGGGGCAUAGACAGAUAUCUCGUUGUCUCGCCUUAUACCGAUGCAAACCAUCUCCUCGAUCUCGGGAGCCUCGAUCGUGAGAAUCACCUUCUUGCGCUCGCCUUGGUCAACUUGCAAUGUGUCCGGGAGGACUACGCAACUGCCCCGUAUCUGGAGACGUUCAAUUGGGCAGAGGUCAUGACAAAUCUGCGUGAUCUUGCUAGGGAGAUGAACUACGUCUGGAAGGAGACUUCCUUCUAUAUUGUCGCCUUCCGUUCGCAGAUUCCGCCAACAACAGUCUAUGCGGAGCUAGGCACGCUGGAUAAAGCAGCGCAUAUUGAAGCAACUGCAAGUGGCGGGUUCUUGAAGUACUGGUUUGGGACCCCGGAUGCAGAGGGCCGCAACCUUGCGACGUGUAUCUGGAGGUCGCAAGAAGACGCAAGAAAAGGAGGUGUUGGUCCAGCUCACCGAAAAGCAGCCGGGGCUGCGAGAUCGCUUUAUUCACAUUGGAAAAUCGACCGCCAUCGACUUACCGUCCACGAACGUCUCGAGAGCUGGGAAAUGGCCGACUGGACAGCGGACACUGGGCAGCAACACCCUUGA
Molecule: messenger RNA, 699 nt
Organism: Lasiosphaeria miniovina
Lineage: Eukaryota; Fungi; Ascomycota; Sordariomycetes; Sordariales; Lasiosphaeriaceae
Exons: 2
Coding region: 1-699 (232 amino acids)
Source: RefSeq, a predicted model, not a curated record